This is a messenger RNA of Orcinus orca (killer whale), 1427 nucleotides long. RefSeq names its product TATA-box binding protein like 1 (gene TBPL1). The transcript is spliced from 8 exons. The coding region runs from base 411 to 971 and encodes 186 amino acids. Lineage: Eukaryota; Metazoa; Chordata; Mammalia; Artiodactyla; Delphinidae. Gene Ontology annotation, biological process: DNA-templated transcription initiation. Gene Ontology annotation, molecular function: DNA binding; general transcription initiation factor activity. The record is from RefSeq and is a predicted model, not a curated record.
GGCGGCGCUCUAGCCUCCGCGCGCUGUCUCUGUGCUCCCCCGCGUCUCGUCUAUUUAUUGUCGCGGGGAAGCAGCGGCCGCCCUGUACCCGGAACAACAAAGCACGAAAGACUGAGCCCGAGCCUUGGGGGCUCCUAGCAACGGGCCGGGGCGGGAGUUCCAUGGAGACUGGGGAGCGCGCCCGCCUCAUCAUUAUCCUUGUCCUCCAGCUUAUCCUUCGCGCCCGCCGCAACCGGCAGCAGCGCUGCCGCCGCGUCCUCUGCCGCCGCCCGCUCUUCCCACGAGGUAGCUGAAACUACUGCUGUGCUCCAAUAAUUCAAGUGGCUCGGGAAUGACUGCAUAUGAUUGCAAGAUUAUUUGUUUAUGGAUGUGAUCUUCGUGGUGGGAAGCUAAGUUUUUAAACUACCCCAAUGGAUGCAGACAGUGAUGUUGCACUGGACAUUCUAAUUACAAAUGUAGUCUGUGUUUUUAGAACAAGAUGCCAUUUGAACUUAAGAAAGAUUGCUUUGGAGGGAGCAAAUGUAAUUUAUAAGCGUGACGUUGGAAAAGUAUUAAUGAAGCUUAGAAAGCCUAGAAUUACAGCUACGAUUUGGUCCUCAGGAAAAAUUAUUUGCACUGGAGCAACAAGUGAAGAAGAAGCUAAAUUUGGUGCCAGACGUUUAGCCCGGAGUCUCCAGAAACUAGGAUUUCAGGUAAUAUUUACAGAUUUUAAGGUUGUUAACGUUUUGGCAGUAUGUAACAUGCCAUUUGAAAUACGUUUGCCAGAAUUCACAAAGAACAAUAGACCUCAUGCCAGUUACGAACCUGAACUUCAUCCUGCUGUGUGUUAUCGGAUAAAAUCUCUAAGAGCUACAUUACAGAUUUUUUCAACAGGAAGUAUCACAGUAACAGGGCCCAAUGUAAAGGCCGUCGCUACUGCUGUGGAACAGGUAUACCCAUUUGUGUUUGAAAGCAGGAAAGAAAUUUUGUAAGUCAUCACGUAAUUGGUUAGAAUCCCAAACUGAGCACCUUUUAAAACCUGCUGCACAUUGGACUCAGAACAAAAGGAAAACUGGACCAACAGUAAUUGAGGAAAUAGACUCUUUUAUUCAUUCACGGCUACAGUGUAAGCUCCAGUCCCUUUGGAUUUUAUUUCAAACCUUGCUGUAAUAUAAAAAGGAAGUUUACAAGACAUGACAUUGCUGCUUUUACAAAAGGACAUUCUAUUUAUUUUCGCAGUAAUUUCAUGUCCCCACGAGCAGAGCUGUCACAGUGUGCACUACCUUAAAGUGUUUUGUUGUUGUCAUUAUUUUUUUCCAGUUUGAGCUGAUGUGUUUUAUUUGUGAAUAGUCUUUUACAUUUUUGUAUGCUGAAUAUGGGCACCAAAGAACCUGUAAAAGUUAUCUUUUUCAAUUGAAUGUGCACAAAUAAAAGUUUGGAAAAGAUCA